Menidia menidia (Atlantic silverside) is the source of this 2221-nucleotide messenger RNA. The record is from the annotation of a GenBank genome assembly. Lineage: Eukaryota; Metazoa; Chordata; Actinopteri; Atheriniformes; Atherinopsidae.
UUGAGUCUUUUCUCCUGCUUUUUAGGCCCCCAUUAUGGCCACUUCAGACUGAAGCUGGUGAACUUUGAGUUGGAUGAAAACCACGCUUCACAUGAGACCCAGGGGUUGAGUGAAAGCUUCCUGGUGGUUCGACGGGGAAAACCUUUCAAAGUCACUCUGCGGUUUCAUGGCCGGCUGUGGGAUCCCAACACUGAGAGGCUGUUUCUGGAGAUUUCUUUAGGCAGUCUGUCAGAAUGGAUUCCGGUUCAGUUCCCUGGACAGAGGUCUGGUCCACAUCGGUGGUCCGCUACGUCGGUCCCAGGGAACGUGCAGCCUUUAUCGGUCACCAUCCACAUCUGCUCCCCUGUUCAGUCCUCGGUGGCUCUCUACGACCUGCUGGUCCACAUCGAGACCGCAGAGCACAGAGUUAGCCACGAAAUUGGAAAGUUUGUGCUACUGUGCAACCCUUGGUUGAAAGAUGAUCCGGUAUACAUGCCACUAGACGUGCACUUACAAGAGUACAUCAAGAAUGACUAUGGACUGCUUUACAUGGGCACAAGUGCAAAGGUCUGCAAGCGGCCAUGGUUGUUCGGCCAGUACGAGCCCGGGGUGCUGGAGGCGUGCCUGAUGCUCCUGCAGGUCAGCCCCCCGCACAGAGGCGACAGCAGCAGGGACUACCUCUCACGAGCAGACCCCGUCUACCUCAGCAGGGUCGUCUGCGCUAUGGUGAACAGCAACGACGACCAGGGCGUGUUGGCGGGGAAGUGGGACGGCAGCUACAGAGAUGGUGUGGCGCCAACAGACUGGAGCGGCAGCGCGGAGAUCCUGCAGCAGUGGCUCUCCUCCAGGUGCAGCCCGGUGCGCUAUGGACAGUGCUGGGUCUUUGCCUCAGUGCUCUGCACAGUGAUGAGAGUUCUGGGGAUUCCGUCCAGGGUUGUGACGACGUUCGACGCGGCUCAUGACAGUGACGGCAACACCGCGAUUGAGGAAUAUUACACAAGCGGGGGGGAGAAGCUCAACCUGUCACAGGACAGCAUUUGGAACUUCCACGUGUGGGUGGAGUGCUGGAUGAGGAGAUCAGACCUCAGUGCAGAGUUUGAUGGCUGGCAGGUAGUGGACCCGACCCCCCAGGAGAGGAGCGCAGGGACGUUCCGCUGCGGGCCUUGUCCGGUGGCCGCCAUCCAGCAGCGUUGCCUUCAGGUGCCGUACGACACCCCGUUUCUCUAUGCUUCUGUGGACGCCGACGUUGUCCGACUGAUCGUGCGCGACGGGCUGGUGGUGGGGAGGGAAGUGGACUCUGAGUCUGUGGGACAGCUGAUCUUCACCAAAAGCGUCCAGUCGGACAAUCCGGUGAAUCUGACGCAGAAUUAUAAGUGCAACAAAUCAAACAAGCAAGUCAGCUGCAUGAACAAACAGAAAAUGAGUCACAACCCGCUGGCAUCCAAAGAGGCGCAUUCUGGAGGAGUGACCCACAGUUUGGAGGUGUCCCUAAAGGUACAGGGGGUACCUUUACUGGGUGACCCCGUCUGCAUGAGCGUGACGGUCAUCAACAGGUCAAGCAGGGCCAGACUCCUGGCAGAACACGUCAACGCUCAGCUGAAGGAGUACAACCAAAAUCCACUGGAGAGCUUCUGGAAGACACACAAACAGAUGCACAUUCGGCCAUUUGAAGUGUUGACGCUCCGACACGUCAUUCCUUACCUGGCGUAUGAGUCUUUCCUGGCUGGUGAUGAUAUUAUUAACUUGGCCGUGGUGAUAAAGGACGUGAAGACCAAAGAAAGAGGCCUGGCUGCUGAAGAGUUCCCCAUAAGUGCACCAUGUAUAACCACAGAGAUUGAAGGCGGGAACAGCAUCCAGAUGAGGACGGAGCACACGGCCCGGGCUACUUUCACCAACCGGUUUGACAAACCUCUGUUCAGCCCUGUCCUGACUGUGACGGGCGCCGGCCUGCUGCAGGGGAAACAGGAGGCCAGGCUGGCUCUCCUGCUGCCCGGUGAGAAGAUGGAGAAGGAGACGUCCAUCAUGGCCACUUCACCCGGCACUAAACUGCUGACGGCUACUUUUUCACACAGCAGCAGCUGCGUCAUUCUUACCCGGAGCUACCUCAAAGUCUCCGUCAGGCCAUAAAGACAGACAGACAGCCAUUCUUCCGAAAGCCGCCCAAAAGUCAGAAAUCAUCUUUUUUUUUUUUUUUUUACUGGUUUCCAUGAACGUUCCUCAGGCAAAUGUUCAAAGUUUCCAC